AGAAUGGCUGAACAGCAGAAGGAGCAUGCCGUGGAGUUGGACCGCAGUCAGUUUUGCUGUGCAGUAUGUCUGGACCUGCUGAAAGAGCCAGUCACCAUCCACUGUGGACACAGUUACUGCACAAGCUGUAUUAAGGGAUGCUGGGACCAUGAGGAGGAAAGGGGAAAGUACAGUUGCCCUCAGUGCAGGGAGACCUUCAAUCCAAGGCCUGCUCUGCGGAGGAACAACAUGCUGGCUGAGGUUGUGGAGAAGCUGAAGAUGACGAGCACCCAGCAGGAUUCUCCCUCUGCUGCUCUGGCCUGUGCAGGUUCAGCAGAUGUUGCCUGUGAUUUCUGCUGUGGGACCAAACCUAAGAAAGCCACCAUGUCCUGCCUGACGUGCUUGGCGUCUUACUGUCCAGCUCACCUCCAGCCUCACUACACCGUUCCUGUGCUGAAGACGCACCAGCUGGUCUCGGCUACAAUCCCACUGCAGGACAAGAUGUGUACCAAGCACAACAAGCUGAUGGAGGCCUACUGUAAGACGGACAAGAGGUGCAUCUGCUAUCUGUGCAGUAUAGAUGAACAUAAGUGCCACAGGAUCAUCUCAGCAACAGCAGAGAGGGCUACGGAACAGGAAAUGCUGAUUGUGAGACUAAAGAAAGUCCAGGAGAGAGAAAAGGAGAGAGAAAAGGAGCUGAAUGAGCUGAGUCGAGCUGUGAACCAUUUCAAGAGUUGUACCCAGACUACAGUGAAGUCCUGUGAUAAGAUCUUUGAUGAUCUGAUCUCCUCCAUAAAGAAAAGACGCACUUUGAUGAGGAUGCUAAUCAAAUUCCGGGAGAAGACUGCAGUGGCUCAGGCUGAAGAGCUGCAGCUGCAGCUCGAGGAGGAGGUCACCAAGCUGAAGAGGAGAGACGCCGACCUGGAGGAGCUUUCUCAUACAGACGACGACAUUCAUUUCAUUCAGACUUUCCAGUCUCUCUCCACCUCCUGUGAAUCUCCAGAUUUGCCAGCUGGAGCUGUUGUUCUUCCUCAGCGUUCGAUCGGAGCUGUGACUGACCGCGUGUCUGAGCUGAGAGAAAACAUGGAGAAGCUCCUGAAGGACACAUGGCCUGUGAUCUCUGCCACAGUGGGUGCUGCAGAUGUUGUACUGCCACCUGUGCCAAAGAAGAGAAAUGAGUUUUUACUCUAUUGCCGUCCUUUAACACUGGAUCAGAACUCAGUCUACAGAUGCUUGUCCCUUUCAGAAGAAAACAGGCGGGUGACUCGUGAAUACCAUGAGAAAUAUUAUUCUGCUCACCCAGACAGGUUUACAAAUGUCAUGCAGGUGUUGUGCAUAGAGGGAUUGUCAGAGCGAUGCUACUGGGAGGUCAGUUGGAGUGGUGGUACAUGGUCAGUGGCAGUGUCGUACAAAGACAUCAGCAGAACAUAUGAGUCCGAGUUUGGAAAGAACAACAAGUCAUGGAGUUUAGAGUGUUCACCAGGUGGUUAUGUCGUACAACACAACACAAAAAUUGAGUUUGUGUCAGGUCCUAACUCCUCCAGGAUCGGAGUGUUCCUGGAUUAUAAAGCAGGUACUCUGUCUUUUUACAGCAUCUCUGACACGAUGACUCUGCUCCACACAGUCCACAACACGUUCACUUAGCCUCUCUAUCCUGGCCUCGGGCUGAAGAGUGCUGGAUCUAGCACUGGACAUUAUGCAGAACUGAUGAAGUUAUGGUGAUCAGAUUUAUAUUGAGGCGGGGGUUUUUGCUGCAAGUGGCCCUCCAAUAUAGCUGGAUACCAUGUGAUAGAUGAGAGGAUGUGAUUUUAUAUUUUGACCCUAAAUUUCUGAACCUGUUAAAGCACUUCAAAUAUCUUUGUAGUUUGAGUAACACCUUCCAAAGUCGCAAAUAAACCAUUUCCUCGUUGCAACAGUCCAAGCAGUUAAGGUAAAAGGGUGGAGAGGUGUGUGUUGUUAGACACAGGAGUUGUUAACUGGUUUGGAGUUUCUUUCUCUCACUUUUGCUUUUCCAGUUGAAACUAACUCAUUGCUCCUUGGUGUUUACAGAUGUGUCACAUUAGCUCAAAUGUUAGUCUUUGCUGGCGGUUUACUAAAUUUUAAAACAGGACUUUUAAAAAGUGUUUUUGUUGGUGAAUGUGUUUCAGAGUAUUAUGGACCUCAGUGGUUAUGGUCGAUUUAUUGAACUUAAUAUGACAUGCAUGUUACAUGGUUUGCUUUCAUUUGUUCUGUUUGGAUUGUCAACUUUUUGAAACCCUUACAGGUUAAAAUGUGUUUCUCAGAAAUGGUGACACUGUCGUGUAUAUGCAGAAGAUUGUUUUGGUUAAUUUUGAUAAUUUUUUUUUUAAAAGAAAGAAAUGAAUCAAUAAAUGCAAUCACACAACCUGUAAAUUUCUGGUUUGCAUUUCUCUCUGUUAUGUAGCAGAGUCUGAACAGUCUGAAAUCUAUUACUUGAAUAUCAAAUUUAAUAAGUACAUCUACAGUAUCUUUUGCGGCGUAGUGUCUUUUAGCAUCGGGGUGUCCGGAGUUACUUGCUGUGUCUGAAUCAACUGAAUAAUUAGAUGAAGGAAUUCUGUGUAGGGGGAGGAACGCGGUGUCUCAUUACUCUCCUUACCACCAGUUUAUGUCUGACUGAAACAAAUGCAAUAUAACACCACAGCAUAAAUAGAGAGGAGUCAUUAGAAUAUUAAUAAUCCUCCUCAUUUAGGUUUUAAGUGUAAAGUUGAUUCAACUCUGCGGUCAGGUUGGAUGCUGCAGUUUGUGCUGCUGUUGAAGCCUACACUAUGUUCAAGUUCACACGUUUGACUCAAAGA
Molecule: messenger RNA, 2792 nt
Organism: Seriola aureovittata
Lineage: Eukaryota; Metazoa; Chordata; Actinopteri; Carangiformes; Carangidae
Product: E3 ubiquitin-protein ligase TRIM47-like
Exons: 7
Coding region: 4-1623 (539 amino acids)
Molecular function (GO): zinc ion binding; protein binding
Source: RefSeq, a predicted model, not a curated record